This is a messenger RNA of Hyalella azteca, 1988 nucleotides long. It is a transcript of the gene Cdc45, whose product is annotated as cell division control protein 45 homolog. The transcript is spliced from 14 exons. NCBI's taxonomy places the organism in Eukaryota, Metazoa, Arthropoda, Malacostraca, Amphipoda, Hyalellidae. Bases 42 to 1703 code for a protein of 553 amino acids. Gene Ontology annotation, biological process: mitotic DNA replication preinitiation complex assembly; DNA replication initiation; double-strand break repair via break-induced replication. Gene Ontology annotation, molecular function: DNA replication origin binding; chromatin binding; single-stranded DNA binding. Gene Ontology annotation, cellular component: DNA replication preinitiation complex. The record is from RefSeq and is a predicted model, not a curated record.
ACUGCGCGCGUGUUGUUUAAUGUUGCUAUUCGUACACUAAAAUGUUCGUCACGAAUAUCAUUAAAGAAUUUUACGAUUGCAUAUCGGGGAAGAGAGUGCUGGUGUUGGUGCAUUCUGACCUGGAUGCCAUCUGCUCAGGCAAGAUACUGCAAGCUCUAUUCCGAGCUGAUCACAUUCUCUACACUCUUUGUCCAGUCCUCACAUUAUCAGAUCUACUUACAGCUGUUAAGAGUCAUAAAGAACAGAUAAGUUCAAUAAUUCUCAUCAAUUGUGGAGGAACUUUAGAUUUGGUUGAGUUCCUGGAAUUACCCCCACACAUCAAGGUAUUUCUUGCAGACACUCACCGUCCUCUCCAUGUUUGCAACAUUUACAGUGAUGAUCAGAUAAGGAUUUUGGGCCAGUUGGAUGAUGAUGAGGAAGUUCCUGCUUUUGGUGAUGUUUUCAGGGAUGAUGAGACAUCUGAGAGUGAGGAAGAGGAUGAAGAUGGUGUCAGCAGAAUAUCUGAAUCACGGUUAGAGAAGCAGCGGGAGCGGAGGCUGUGGGAACAGAAGCGCAACAAGCUACUUUUUGACUACUCACAGUUCUCCUACUUUGCUGGCUCGACUGCAACUUUGAUGUUUGAACUGGCAUGGAAGCUCUCCAAGGAUACCUCUGAUCUCCUGUGGCUGGCAAUUGUGUCUCUGAGUGGUGAGCAAUUAUGCAGUAUACGCGAGCAGCACAAGCUGGCAUUGUGUGCUGCAGAUCUCAACACUCACGUGGCUCGUCUGCACCACACCAACCAUACCGACACCACAGAGCCAGCCGCUGAUACCAUCACAUUCCAGAAAGACGUGCAGUUGUCACUCUACCGGCACUGGAGUUUGGUGGAGAGCAUGAGACAUUCGCCGCUCACAGCCACAUCUCUCAAGCUCUGGACUCACAAAGGAGAAAAGAAAAUGUUUGAGCUGCUCGCAGAAUUAGGGUUACCUCUCACUGAGUGUCGCCAGCUGUUUUGUGGCAUGGACGUCAAACUCAGGAGUGAAUUACCCACUUUACUAGAAGGCAAGGCAGAUAAGUACGGCCUGGGCGGGCUUGUGACGCCUUCGUUCUCGCGCAGUCACGUCUUCCACUCGCGCUGCAGCGCCAGCGACUUCGCGCACGCCGCUCUCGCGCUCCUCGAGCCGCCAUCCACCGACGGCCUGUCCAUGAGUCAUGCCUUUCUUGACGCUUCCGACUGCUUGAAUGGGUCUACGGUGUUCGCAAAGGGCAUUGCAAGCGCCAGGAAGCAGCUGGAGGCUGUGUACCGGCAGAUGCAGACGUUCCUUGAUAUGAAUCAAGUCAUCUCCGCUGGCCCCUUCCUCUAUGCCACCGUCCUGCAGGGCUCGCCGCUCGCCGCGUUCAUGAGCGGCCCUCACGUGCUGGGCGCUCUGGGGAGGUUCACGCUGGGUGCUCAUGUGAGCGCCUCUCGCAACAAGAAGGCGCGCUCGCUACCGCUGGUGCUCACCACGCCAGACUCCAGCCAGCCCCAGGACUGGUGCCUCGUGUGUGGCAUUCCGCCCCUCGCUGACACCUCACACAGGAAUUUUUUUGGCAAGGCGUUCGAGCAAGCUGUGUCCAAAACUCAGUCACGAGCCCAACUCGAAUUUUUCGACUCGCACGUUAUUCGGCUUCAUGUGGAAGACAGAAGCAAGUUUUUUGAUGCCCUCAUCUCCCUCCUGAGUUGAUGCACGAGAAGCUCCUCCAGUCUUGAACGCUCAUCACCUUUGUACUGUCGGCUGCUGCUGCUGCCUGUAGUUACCUCAUGUCUUGUGUGUGUCUGUAUACUUGCUUAAAGAGGGCGUGCUUGUUAUUAACUUAUUGCACUGACCACUCCUUAACGAAACGAGUACAAGGCUGCACUGUUUGACACUUUUUUUGGGGGCAUUUAUGAUGUUGCACUGUAGACUCCCUAACGAAACGAGUACAAGGCUGCACUGUUUGACACUCUUUUUGGGGGCAUUUAUGAUGUU